AGGGAAAAGUUCGCGCAGCCGACUGGGGUGCCGAUUUUCCGCCAAAGUGGAGCGAUUUUUUUCGAGCGAUAGUGGAAAGGAAACGUGAGUGCACCACUGAGGCGGAUCACCGUCAAGAGGCUCGUCGACGGCUUUUCGCUGCUUGCUCCUCUGCCUCCUCGAUUCUUUCGAAGUCGCGUUUUGAAUUGAUUUACCGCCACGUUCGUUCGCGCGAGUCGAUUCGGCACGAAGAGCCGAUUCUCCAUCGGAACAGGGUGAUUUCCCGCGAUUUUUACCGGCGAAUUGCGUCGAAGCUCUUCGACGAUCUCGUCAGUCACUCGUUUCGCCGGCCUGAUUCUUCCAAAGUUGCGUCUAUACGAAAUCUGUAUCGGCUUACACAAGAAAAUUUGGCAUAGAGCAUUGAUUUCUCCACCUCGGUGGAGAGAUUUUACAAAAGGCAACAGGAAAGAAAACAUCCCCGACGAGAACCGCUCUUCGAGCGGCGUUCGCGUUCUAUCCGUUAAUCAUCCGUUCUUUGCUUCGAGUUUUUCAAAAUCGCGCGUUAAAAAUGGCAUUACAUCACGUGCGUGUAAGGUAUUCAGGAAGUGAUAGUAAUACUGUAACGCCAACGCGAUACCAUAAUUGCGGACUAUAAUUGCAACCUGAACGAGCGAUUACUGCAAUCUUCGGACUUAAAUACACGAGCUUAAAAACAUGCUCGCUAUCGCGCGUCACACAUGAGUGACGUACCGAUCGCUCACAAGAGACCGACGUCGCGUAUGUGUAACAACGGCGAUAUUUUUUCACACUCACACAAUAAUUGUCCGCGUAAACAAAUCAGGUCUAUUUUGCACUAUCGUAAAGAAAACACAAAGUGGUCUGUGGCAGACGGUUUACUAAAAUAACGACGGUAGCGAACGGCUAGCUCUUUCCGCGGUAUUUAACUUCCCGUAAAGUGAAAUAUAAAGUAGACUUUUCAUCAGCAUUUUCGUUCAUCUAAACUCACGUUCCGAUUAAUAUUCGCGUAAUCCGAUACGCAAUAUUACCAUGACAAUGUCACUUUCUCGGUAUCUUCGGGUAUUAUUAUCAGACACGUACGCCGCAGAUAUUACGUAUACUUUUGUUCGAUGGAAUUAUUUUACCGCGAGGAAUCCUCGCGAAAUUCCAGAUAGACGCUCCUUUGGCGAAGCGGGAAAUUAAUAUAAGAAGAUAACGAGGAGAGAGAGAAAGAGCGCGCGCACGCGCGAGUGAGAGAGAGAGAGAGAGAGAGAGAAAGAAACGUGUCGACGCGCCGAUAGAAACGUUUGAAAAAAAAGUUACAAUCGCGUGCGACCUGAUACAUGCGUAUCCAUAUUUAAUCCUCUUGGCGAAAAUUGCAUUCCAGCCAAUAGUCUAUCAUGAACAUCGAUGAGUUCCGGGUGCGCGGCAAGGAGAUGAUCGAGUACAUCUGCGAGUACAUCCGCACGCUGGAAAGCAAGAGGGUGACGGCGAACGUGGAUCCCGGCUACCUGAGACCCUUGCUGCCGAAGGAGGCACCCCUGAAGCCGGAAUCAUGGGACGCUAUCAUGAGGGACGUCGAUGGCAAAAUAAUGCCCGGAAUCACUCACUGGCAGCAUCCGCGAUUCCACGCCUACUUCCCGUCGGGCAACUCGUUUCCUUCGAUCUUGGGCGACCUGCUGUCGGACGCGAUCGGCUGCAUCGGCUUCUCGUGGGCGGGCAGCCCAGCCUGCACCGAGCUGGAGACCAUCGUCUUAGACUGGUACGCUAAAGCGAUCGACCUGCCGGCCGAUUUCCUCUCGGAGCAGAAGACCUCCACCGGCGGCGGGGUGAUCCAGGGCUCGGCGUCCGAGUGUAUCCUGGUGACGAUGUUGGCGGCGCGGCAUCAAGCGAUUAAGAUGCUGAAGGAGCAGGAGCCGAACACGGAGGACUCCGCCUUCCUGCCGCGGCUGGUGGCCUACUGCUCCACGGAGUCGCACUCGUGCGUGGAGAAGGCGGCGAUGAUCAGCCUGGUGAAGCUGCGAGUGCUCGAGCCGGACGAGAAAGCGGCGUUGCGCGGCAAACGUCUCGAGUCGGCCAUCAGGGAGGACGUGGCGAAUGGCCUGGUGCCGUUCUACGUGUCCGCCACUUUGGGCACCACCGCCUCGUGCGCCUUCGACAAUCUCGUGGAGAUCGGCCCGGUGUGCAAACUCUACCCGAACAUAUGGCUGCACGUGGACGGCGCUUACGCCGGCAACGUGUUCAUCUGCCCGGAGAUGCGGCCGUUCAUGGCCGGCAUCGAGCACGCUGACUCCUUCAACACGAAUCCCAACAAGUGGUUGUUGGUGAACUUCGACUGCUCUUGCCUGUGGGUGCGCAGUCGGGUGAAACUGACGUCGGCCUUGGUGGUGGAUCCACUGUACCUUCAGCACGCGCGCUCAGGCGAAUCGGUGGACUAUCGUCAUUGGGGCAUCCCACUCAGCAGACGCUUCCGAGCGCUGAAGCUCUGGUUCGUGCUGCGCUCGUACGGCAUCAGCGGUCUCCAGAAGUACAUCCGGAAUCAUAUAAGACUGGCGAAGCGAUUCGAGGCGCAGAUGAAGAAGGACCGGCGGUUCGAGAUCGUCAACGACGUGCGGGUCGGCUUGGUGUGCUUCCGGCUGAAGGAGAGCGAGGAGAUGAACCAGGAACUGUUGGCGAACGUCAACGCCAGCGGCAGGCUGCACAUGAUACCGGCCCGCGUCAUGGGCAAGUACAUCAUCCGCUUCUGCGUGACGAAGGAAGACGCGAACGAGGAGGACAUCGACUACGCGAUCAGCGUGAUCGAGGAGCACGCCACAGAGGUGAUGUUGGCGCACUACGAGGGUACGGAUGAGGAGUACAGGUCCAAAGGACCCAAGAGCCCCGCCGCCUUGGACAAGAAGCUCGUCCGGAAGUUCAGCUUCACCAGGAGCGUCACGAGAGACGCCUACAAGAGGUCCAUUUCCAAGUCCAGCCUGCACGACGGCGCGACGCCCAUCAUGGUCGUCGACGACAACUCGCAGGUGGAUGCUAUCGAAGACGAUCAUUUCCGCAACAGCAGGUCGUGACGAUGUCGAUGACGGUCUCCAGCGCCGACUCGGGACGAGGUAGAUGAUAAUAAAAAGGGCCCUCGGUAUACGGCCGUGUGAUUUGAAAACAUUAACGGCCCGCCGUAGCCGAUUUACCGGUUCCCGAAGUCGCGUUUGUCGAUAAAUGACUAUUCACCGGCGACUAUUCGCGUCGCCACGUAAAUAUUUGGCCGAGUCGUUCGGAUUGCUAUUCGAGCCGAUCGCUCGAGGACGUAUGCUCUCCCUCGAACACGAGUGAUUCUUCGUCGCGACAGACAGUGUCGAUGAUGCAUUUCGAUAUUGAGCUAAGUUUUCUGAUAAAGCGUAUCAGAGAUCGUAAGAUUCUCGAGUUCAUUUCUUAGACGAUCCAGAACUCGCGACAAAAUUCGAGAGGCACAAUUUUACGUAUAAAAUUUCACACGUCGCGAUAUAGUAAAUCUCUCUUUAAAUAAAUAGAUUGAAUAUAGAAAAUACUUGCCGAAUCAAUAUUAUUUAAUUAUUUUAUUAAUAGAGGGAACACUUUUCGAAAUAAAAUUAUAUUUAAAAUACUCAAACUAACAUAUAGAAAUAAUUAAAAUAAAUAUAUUAGAACUAUAUUCAGAAAAUUUCAAUUAUGUCAUGAUUUCAGAGUCAGAAUUAUCACAUGUUAAAGAAAUAUAAAUACAAAAUUAUAAUUUAAACUGUGACAAUUAAUAUAAUGUAAGAUUUUUUCUCCAUCCACAUGAUGCGUCUACAAUUCAGCAUGAAUAAAAUGAUAUCAAUACAAUUCUAUCUCGAAUCUUGUUCUGAGUUACGGAUCGUUUAAAAUGAACUUUAGAGACGACUGCGCACAUAGUUAACGUAGUCGUGAUUUAUUUUGGUAUAUAUAUCUGUGUAUAGAGGGACGAUAGAGGAGAAUUGAUGUACAUAUGUAACACAUGAUAACGACUGCCGAUGCACGCAUGGAUUCUAAUAGUUUUGUAUAAAACUUUAGUGAGUAAUUUGUUAAGGUAUAUCGAUUUCGAUAAAUGUAACGGUAAUCUCGCAUAGAUUACAAGCGAACGACUAUACCGAUCCCAGCAUGUGCCAAAAUUGCAUUUUCUCUAGUCCAGAUGAGAAUAAUGAAGUCGAAACUAUGAAAGGCAACACGUUAAUAGUGUUGAUGAAUCGGUUAUUUUACACUUAAGAGAUACUUAAUUUUUGUAUAUGUGAUACAGAAUUUUAAUUCCAAUCUCAGGUAGAGGAGAAUUAAUCGUCUAAUAAAAUGUAGCGUUUAAUAUCGAGUCGUUACCGAUUAAAAAUUAGCAAACUAUAAUAAACAAUGUGAUAUCUAAUAACCUAUCAUGAAAUGAUCAUCCCUAAAAUUGUGAGAGAAUAUUCUAUGAUUGAAGACAAAUAUACGAUAGUCCUGGAGAGGAAAAAGAUACUAUAUAUAGUGAAAUAAAAUCAUAUUAGACUUUUCUGGAUAUCACACGUGGAUAUGAUCAUCGCAUUAAUUUGUACUUAACUGACCGGACAAUUGCGUGCUCAUGUACCAAUUAUCGUUCAACAAUUGGCAAUUGACAUGUGACAUCAUAUGAAUUGAUGGAGAAGUAGAAAUCUCAACGUAAAGUAGAUGUAGACACGAUCCUUACGAGUAGAGAUAAGUUCUUCCUGUAAAGAUUACAACACACAGAUAUUCCUUUCGCAUGUACGGGGGAAACGAAUACAUUUGCAAAUUCAGAAAUUUGUAGUUUCAUAAAUCUACAGUUCCCGCGACGAUUCUAAUACGAAGCAUAUAGGUAUACGUGUACGUUUGUCAUGCAUAAUUUAUUCGGAUUCGUAAAAGUCAAUUCCGAUUCAUAGAGGUAAUAAUAUAUCGGAGCAGUCCCACUCACGAGCACAUGAUAUAUACAUCGCGUAGAAUUAUUAUAAAAUAUUUGUUUCAUAUGUACAGAUGUUAUAAUAAAAUUCAAGUUCGUAAGAUAACCAG
Messenger RNA from Dinoponera quadriceps, 4992 nucleotides. Its product is annotated as tyrosine decarboxylase-like. The record is from RefSeq and is a predicted model, not a curated record. The transcript is spliced from 3 exons. Gene Ontology annotation, molecular function: carboxy-lyase activity; pyridoxal phosphate binding. Lineage: Eukaryota; Metazoa; Arthropoda; Insecta; Hymenoptera; Formicidae. Gene Ontology annotation, biological process: amino acid metabolic process. Bases 1377 to 3041 code for a protein of 554 amino acids.